This is a messenger RNA of Cydia amplana, 6221 nucleotides long. RefSeq names its product rotatin-like. The coding region runs from base 147 to 6191 and encodes 2014 amino acids. The record is from RefSeq and is a predicted model, not a curated record. The transcript is spliced from 33 exons. Gene Ontology annotation, biological process: centriole-centriole cohesion; centriole replication; ciliary basal body organization. Lineage: Eukaryota; Metazoa; Arthropoda; Insecta; Lepidoptera; Tortricidae. Gene Ontology annotation, cellular component: ciliary basal body; centriole; centrosome.
AAUUGACAUUUCAUGGGCUUUUCGUUAUACUUUCAAAAAUGUGUAAACAAUGUAGUAAAUUAGCUUCUCUAUUGGAAGUUAUAGGAUAAUUUUUGAUAAUUAGAAUUACGCUCGGUACUUAUAACGCUCCAUAUUCAGAGUUCAUCAUGACUUCCGCUGAAUACUUAUCAAAUUAUAUAAAAAAAUUGGGUCAUCCUUUAAGGGAGAUACGUGAACGGUCACUGCAGUUAUUGACCGCUAAACUGCGUUUGGGUUGGGAGAUUGAGGAUGAAUUAUCUGGUACGCGUGAACUUUUGGAGGCUUUGCUGGCAUGGUUCCAUGUUCAAAAACCUACGCUCCAACGAGAAGCACUACAAUUAUUACUUAGUACAUUAAAGACUAAAGCGGGUAAUUAUAUAGUCAAGGAAUAUGGAGUUAAGAGAAUUCUAUCUGAAUUGGAUGCCCUAAAGCAUAAAAUAGACCAAGAUGCUCGCGACACCUACCAAGAGCUGAUACAAAGUAUCCAGUUUCUCAACACAGUGGAAGAGGGGAGCAAUGUGGAUGUGCCUCGCUUAACUAUACCUUCUGUUACUAGUUCAGAAAGUGAUAGAGAUUCAAACCAGGACUAUUUGACAGGCUUGAGAAAUGAUUACCAGUCAUCAAGAGAUGGUUCCAUAUCAAAUGAAGAUCCUGUCAAUGUGUCCAAAGAUCAUAAUGGCAUCCGGGUACUCCUUUUUCCUUGGGUACUGCUGACGUCAUCUGACUCCAAAACUGUGAUGCUGGUAGAAGAUGCCUUGAAGCUGCUGAAAUCUACUCGGCGUUGCUGUCGCUUCAUCUGUGACGUGUUUCUAAGAGAUUUCCCACCUGAAAUAUUUUUGAAUCGACCAUCAAUUGUUCAGAACCUGCUAUUGAUGGCGGACACCGGACAGGGCGGGCGUCCAAAUGAGGCGUUACUGGUUCUGCUGAGUAUCACCCGAGCUCUGAAUAAGAGAGUCUUCGAAUUAUCUUCUGUUGAUUUGAUUAAUGAUGCAUACAAGAUCACAGACUCCAAAGAAACAGACGACGGCAUGAACGCAGAACUCCAAGAGCUAGCUGGCAACAGUUCCCCUGAGUUGCAAGAUGACACUCUAGCGGCUUUGAGACAGUGGCCGGCCCCAUUGUAUGCUUUGGAAACUACACACACGGUGCUUACUAACAUGGCUAGAAGCGUUGUGCUGGUUGAUCCGGAGGAUAAUAGCGAAGUUUUGGAUGUGAAAACGUUAAACACAUGCCUCAGUCUAGUGGAGUCCCUUAUACAGCUUCUGCUAGAAUGUGUAACGGAAACUUUUUGGAUCGCUGACCACACUUCAAAAACGCAUAGAGACAUAGCGCAUAAAAGUUGUAUGGUCAUGAGACUGCUUGGUGAUCUGUUGACGAAAUACAAAAAAUCAUACACAAACUACCGGGAACUGAGCCAUCACCGAGUAGCAUGGUUCCGCCUGGUGAGGUGCGCAGAGAAGUUGUUGCGCUGGGCGCGGCGCUCGGCCCUCCCGCCUUCCUCGCUGAUGGUCGCCCUGCAGGCCGCGCAGCUGGACCCGGCGCUGGAGUUGUUCUAUCCGAGCCUGAGCGAUGAUGUUUGUGAGGUUUUACUAAAUACGAAUAUACCUACGAGCAACGAGUUCAAAACAAAACAUCAAGAGUUGACCAGGCUUAUAGAAGCCAUGGACGCGGGAGUUAAGUUUAUGAAGAAUAAAGACUCAUGUCGCAACAGCAAGCAAGUUCUGAAGAUCAUUAAAAAAUCCUUACCGGCCAUAGAAAUACAUUUAAACGAGGGUUAUUUGGACGAAGUAGCUGAUAUACUAUUGAGAAAGGCUAGAUAUAUGGACUUGAGCAACGAAGAUUGGACUUUAGCUCGAAGUAUAGCCCUAAGUCUCAUGGCACGUAAUGUGAAUUGGGUUGCUACAAAGUUUUACAGUCAAAUGGCUGAUAUCGUGAAGGCUGUGUUGGUGGAUGAAGAUAUCAAUCAGAUAGAUAAUGAGAAGUGCUUAGCAUUACUAUGUGAUGUUAGUAUAUUGACUGAAAUAUGUUGUCACGGGAUGUCUUCCAAAAUAAAAGAGGUUGAAACAAGCGCUACUGACAUUAUGCUGUACUUACUUCGCGGCCGUAUGGUUUUGAGUGAGAGUUGUUGGUGGCGACUUCUGGCGAGUCUAUUACCCAUCCUACCACUGUUGCAUGUCUAUGCGGCACACGACACCGAAAUUGGGCAAGCAAUAUGCAAGUCUCUAGAACCCGAGAUAUCCGAAUGCAUGGGUGUGAGUGCGACAGAGAACACGAUGGGUCUCGUGCGGUUACUGUUCGUGCAGUGCGUGGCCGUGCGGAUGGAGGCCGCGCACCAACUCUGCCGGCUGCUAGGUGAUCAUAGAUAUUUACCUCCCAGAGAGUCCUUACGCAAUGACGUAUUACUAAACGCUCUGAGAAGAAUUAAACCACAGAGUUUCAAUGUUGAUUAUUCUAGCUCUCCGUCAAAGACUCACCAGACUGGCCUCUCACAAAUCCUUGACGUAUUGAAGCAAGACAUAGUACUUGACGAAAAUGGCAAAGAAUACGUGACACGAUCAUCAGUACGGCCGUCUUUAGAGCCUUCACUUAGAAGAAGUUCUUUACAGCAAUUAUCAGUAUUAAUGCGACAGCAGGGCGCGCAUGACGCGUUCCUUCGUUGCGAUGGGAUUCAGCUCACGGUUGCUAUACUUAGAAUGUCUUUGAUGGUGGACGACUACUUGGCCUUUCCAGAAUGUGCUAUAAGUUGCGUAUCAAUACUCAACAGCGUGUGUUUCGCUAGCCGGCAUAUUUUGGCUAAGAUACACGAUCUACCCUCACUUUUGAUAAGAGUAAUAUUGGUAUUCCCUGCCGACGAUUCUGCAGUGCUGAUGUCAGCUCAAAUACUAGCUCUAAUAGCGUGGUCAGGUUUCGCCCUUCAGGAGCUGGAUGCUAAUCGAUGUCACGUGCCAGCACUGCCUUUAAGUGUUGUAGACAGGACGAUAUUGCCGUUUAAUGUGAACAGUUACUGGAGUAUUAGUCCUAACGCUGAACAUUCUAUUGUGGAAUGGCUACUCUCCGACUCGGACUGGCACGCCUCGGUCCGCCUCCGCUGGUGGUGCGCCUGGCAGAGCCCCGCGCGCGUCCUCAGGGGCGCCCCUCUACCCCCCGCGCCUCUAGCGCUCCGCCCCACUGCGGAUGAUCUCGCGCUUUUACAAACGGGGUCGCCGGUGCAUGAGGCCACUAGAGCGCUGCUGGCGCUGGAAAAUGCUACGUCGCAUAAACAAGUCAAUGACGCGCUAAAUAUUCUAGAAAGCUAUACCCACUUAGCAAAGUGGUCCCCAGAAUGCGCAGACUUCGGCGCCUUGCCGUGGCAGCACAUGCGUCGAUUUCUAUGCGCGCCGCCCGCCUCGCCCCGCGAUACGGCACUUUUGAUCGCUUUACUGCACUUUAUAGUUGCGUACAUGGACAACCUGCCUAGCGAAGCCGGCGCGCAUUCUUGGAUAAAAUCUUGCUUCCUGGGCAAAGAUACAUCUGUAAUAGCCCUGUUGAGCCGUGACAGACUAUUUCCCCAACAGACUGCGCAAGACAACAUAGAAAUCACUCAGUUGCACAUACACAUUAUUAAGGUGUUGCUCCGAUGUAUCGUACUACUCGAAUCCUAUGAUGACUUUGACAGCAGCAGAUUGGAAAGCCUCGUCAAGAUACUGCUUGUGUGUUUGGAAAAAGUUGACUUGAGGAAUUUUCAUAUGUUGGGGUACCUAAACGAGUUGAUGCGCUGCAUACGCUACGCCCUCUACUCCCGCUACUGCAAGCUGUCAGAGAACACACUGGACGGGUGCCUCGCGCUAGUGACCCGCACACUGAACGGGUGCUGUGCGAGCACCGGGCGCAAGGGACUGGCGUGCCGACUCGACGCCGUGCUGUCUCUACUGGCCAUGUUGAGGCAGAUCCACGAGGAGGGCAUACCGGCACAGCGUUGGAGCGAGGUGUGGUCGGGCGACGCGGUGCGCUGCGUAGUAGCGUGCGCGGGGUGCGCACGCGCAUCGUUGCGAGCCGCAGCGUUACGCGUUAUAGCGCAGUUGGCGCGCCACAGCCAACUCUCACCACAGUUACUUCAAGCGAUCCCAACGGAGUCCAUGGCACAAUACGCCGUUAGUAUCAUCUCGAACGAGCGCGAAGCGAAUGCUGUGCGCGCAGCGGCCGCUACCCUGCUGACCGUCGUGGCUUCCCGUCAGUCACACUAUACCGAUGUGUUGGAGAGUGAAAUCUUACAACAGCUUCAAGAAUACAACUUUUUGGAAACUUGUAUUGAAAUAUUCGUCGAGUUUUGCAAUGAAACAAAAUACCAGAACCAAAUAGAACCUAACGUUCCACUGUCCCUACUCGAGCGUCGUUCAGAACUCGAAGUGCGCGCUGAGAAAUGCGCAGAUGUGCGUAUAUCGCCGUCAAUCGGCGCGCAAAUACGCCGCGCACCGACAGCGUCGCUAGUGGCUGCACUCGCCGAUGUCUUGCACAACGUCGCGGCAUUCAAACGAUGCCCGGUGCAGGCUUGGAACGAGCAGGGGCUGUAUCGACUGCUGUUCAGAUGCGCCUCCUGGUCUCGUAGUUCUCCGUUGGACAACAACCGCGUCCGCGCCGCCUCGUGCUGCGCGCUGGUCGCCGCCGCGCCGUAUAAAUGCGUGCGCGCGUCCCUGGCCGCUACUAAGGAUUGCUUACACAAUCUAAUGAUGACACUCACACCAUUGGACGAUGACGAAUUGAACUACGGCGCACUUGCAUCACGAACUCAAGCGUUGCUUCUCCUAGGCUCUCUGCUGCCAGACCGAUCGACCGGUGAUUCCGUCUGGACGCGGCUGCGGACCGAACCGUCAGCAUCGUUCUUCAGUUUAUUACUGCAGUGCUUGGAAAGUGAUGUCACCGAUUUCCAAGAUGCAGCCCUAUUCUGUCUCACCCAACUCUCACAAUCAGCCGCAAACCGCAAACACCCUGACAAGACACAAGACGAAUCCUGCAUACAACUAAUGGAGAACAUGAAAGCGCUUCGCUUCGAUAAUCGGGACCUCAGCGCUGGCGACGCGAAGGAUUGUCGGCCGGAGUAUUUAGUCGAGGAGCUGUGCCGGUCCCUGAUGCAGAUUCACCAGAAUAUGGCUCUGCAAGGGAACGUGCAUGAAUCUAGCCAAGAUGAACGCUGGUGCCGUGUCUGCUCGUGCCUUGCGUCCGUGCUGUCAGUGAGCGCUCGCGGCAGACUAUACAGCGUGCACCGACAGUUCCCGCGGACCCUGCUAGCCACGCUACAGGCAGUGCGAGACAGACUGUCUAUGUUAGGGCAGCCUGUUGAAGUUAUCAGGAAUGCGAAUAAUAAUCCAACCCUUCGGACAUUGUACUGGCUGCUAACUCUAAUCAGUUGUCUGAUGACGAAUUGUCUGCCGGCGAAGGAGAGUUUAGCGGAAGACAACAUAGCGCUGUCGCUCAAUCGACUCUGGCCCUGGUGUAUGAUGACCGAGCCGCUAAGGGAAGCCGUGGUUCAUCUACUGUUGACGUUCACUAACAACUGCCCAAAAGCAUGGAGCGCGAUGUGCCUGUGCGUGGGCGGGCGCAGCCUGCUGCUGGAGUGCUGCUCGCUGCUGGGCCGCGAGGCCGCCGCCGCGAGCCGCGCGCGCGCCGAGCUCGCGCUGCUGGCCUGCGUGCGCGUGCUGCGCCACGUCCUCGACCACCACCACUGCCGCGCCGUCAUACUGAAGAGCUCGGCGCUCUCAUCUCUCCACAAGAUGCGUCCCCGGGCGCGGAGCGGCGCCCUAUCCCGGCAGACGGGUCUGCUGUGGUGCAGUGUGGCGCGGCACGCGGACGGCGCGGCGGCCGUGCUAGCGCUGCGGCCGCGCGCGGCGCCGCUGCCCGCCGUGGCGCACGCGGCCUGCCAUCCCGAGCUGCGACCCGCGUUCCUCAACGACCCUGAACUCCUGGAGAUGCUGACCGGUAGCCUGCUCACGGGGGACAUCGCUGACAUCGUGUCGGCAGCCCGUGCAGUGUGGGCCUUGGCUGCUAAUAACCAUAAGGCGAAACUUCUCCUAAGAAGCGCGAGAGUGCCGCUAGCGGUGCAUUCAGCGCAGCAGCGUUUGCAAAGAAGUACGGACCCCGCGGCGGCGCGUGCGCUGCAACUCAUCGCGUACACGCGUUCCGUGCUGCAAACCACGUGACCACGUCUACAGUUACUGAACAGGUAGGUU